AUGUUUUUGAAACUCGAGAGACAACAGUUCAGAGCCAUAAGGAUCGCUCUGGGAUAUAGAAUCUCUACGCCAAUAAACGUCAUGUUGACGGAGGCCAAGGAAGUUCCUCUAAAGAUAAGAUUCACAUAUCUCAUAGAUAAAUAUCUUUAUAAGGUAUAUUCCCAUAAAUUUAGUAUUGUCACUCGCAGCCUACGAAGCAUUGACAUCUCCACCCACUCCGAUGCGGUCAGAGAAAAAGCUAGGAAGACCCUCCCCGUAUACGAUAGAUACUGUGCUACAAAGCACGUCCUAGACAGAAUACAUCGCUCCACGUUUCUACCGGCUUUCGACGACACUUAUCAACUCUCUAUUUACAAGAAAGACAUCGACCUGUCAUUAACAGAUAUACAAAAAGACACUCCUUCACACAUCGCGCGCGCCAAGUUUGAAGAGCAUUUUGAAGAACUAUCGCUUGAGGCUACGUCUUUUUACACAAAUGGUUCCAGAUCAGAUUAUUCCCCAGUCGGAGCUGCUGGCAUCUACUCUCCCAGCAUUGAUUUCAUAAUAACUCACAAGCUUCCUUCAUUUGUCUCUAUCUUCACUGCUGAGGUAUGGGCCAUAUUGCAUGCAAUCAUUGCAAUUAUCGACUUGAAUAUUACCGAAGCUAAUAUCUUCACAGACUCCAGGAGUGUUCUGAUGGCCCUCGCCUCAUCGGAUCACAAGCAAGGUAACUACCUAAUACAUCGGAUCAAGAAAAAACUCAUCGCUGCGGAAAGAGAAGGAAGGAAAAUCAUCCUCUGCUGGGUCCCAGCACACAAGGGGAUUCCCGGCAACGAGAAGGCGGAUCGCCUUGCGAAGUGGGCUACAACAAGAAGUGCCAAACCUGCGUUUGAGGUUCCUUUCUCUGAUCUCCAAGUGGAGGCAAAAUUACAUCAAACAAAUUCUUACAAACACUAUCUGGAAGAAAUUUCUCUUGUUAAAGGCACGCAAUACUCCGAGCUUUACCUGAAUGAUUCUCAAAAAACAUGGUAUUUCAAUAAAGGUUUAAACAGGGAAGAAAUUGUCAGUAUAUCUCGCAUCCGGAGCAAUCAUUAUAAUCUAAACUAUAGCUUGUUCAGAAAAAACAUCGUUGAUUCUCCCGAGUGCCCAUGCGGCGAGUCCAGAGUUGACCAAUUUUAUUCACUGCAUUGUGCCAUCGAUGGAAAACAUGUAACAAUUCAAUGUCCCAACAAUGCUGGUUCCACGUACUACAACUAUAAGAAUGCUCAUAGUGUAGUAUUGAUGGCCAUUUGUGAUGCACGUUAUCUAUUCCGUUUCGUUGACAUCGGGGCAUAUGGACGACGAAGCGAUGGAGGUAUUUUCGGCAGCAGUGUUAUGGGCAAGAACUUCAAUGCAAACGGCAUGAAUGUACCGAAGCCAUCAGCUGUUGCAGGAGGACGAAUUCUGCCAUACUGUCUUGUAGGAGACGAAGCGUUUCCUUUAAAACCAUAUAUGCUUCGCCCUUAUCCAGGCAAGAAUGGGCUGUCACAGGAACAGGACAUAUUCAAUUAUCGAUUAACCCGUGCGAGAAGGAUGAUCGAAAAGGUGAGCCGCGUAGGCAUGCGAAUGCCGGAAUUUACGCCCGCGGAUCCGGAACUAUGGUUUAGCAUAGUCGACCGUAGUUUCCAAGCGGCCGGGAUCACCGUCGAUGCGACGAAGUUCGGUUACGCGCUUACUGCAAUCGGCCCGCGGUAUACUGUGGAAGUGCGCGACGUCAUCAUGAAUUCGCCGGCGGAAAACGCGUACGAGACGUUAAAAGCGGAGUUGAUCAAACGGCUUAGUCUCUCUCAGGAGCAUAAAACCCGAAGGCUCCUAGAACACGAGGAAAUCGGGGAUCGAAAACCCUCAAAAUUCCUAAGGCAUCUCCGAAGCCUUGCCGGAAGCGUAGUCGGGGAUGGCGUGUUACGCACAAUUUGGUUGUCUCGAUUGCCCGCGUACAUCCAGCCACAUUUAGUGAAUGUUAUCACAUACCUCGGUGGUCUGAAGCUCAUGUAA
Molecule: messenger RNA, 2013 nt
Organism: Wasmannia auropunctata (little fire ant)
Lineage: Eukaryota; Metazoa; Arthropoda; Insecta; Hymenoptera; Formicidae
Exons: 5
Coding region: 1-2013 (670 amino acids)
Molecular function (GO): RNA-DNA hybrid ribonuclease activity; nucleic acid binding
Source: RefSeq, a predicted model, not a curated record